Messenger RNA from Melampsora larici-populina 98AG31, 906 nucleotides. RefSeq lists its product as uncharacterized. The coding region runs from base 1 to 906 and encodes 301 amino acids. Lineage: Eukaryota; Fungi; Basidiomycota; Pucciniomycetes; Pucciniales; Melampsoraceae. The record is from RefSeq and is a predicted model, not a curated record. The transcript is spliced from 2 exons.
AUGGCUAUGGCAUUCGAUCGAGACACCUUCAAGUGGGAAAAUAGAGACAAACCGACUGCAUGGCUCCUUCUACAACGUCGAAGGAUGGACGCCGCUUGGCCGUUUCUGACAACCAGAGAACAGAUUGACAAAAUUCUAGGAUUGUGUAACGGCGAUAUAGAACAUGCUGUUCAAUCGCGAAUUAGAGAUCACUCAGACUUCGAAAGUUUUAUGAUUAUCUUUGAAGAAGUAAUAACGGAUACUUCGAUAGGGAAGAACCUCCUAAGGUCGAAAGAGUAUCGUAAUAAUCACUUUUCUAGCAAGGAAAAGACACUAAGCUCUAGAGAGUAUAAGACAACCGAACAUCCGAAACCACAAGAGUCCGGGAAAUAUAGAGAUUAUAAACAGAAUAGACCUAUGGGAAGCGGCCCAGCGAAAGUAUCGUUUAAAGACGACAAUCGAAUCAAUAGAUUCGAGAAAAAAUCGAUUAAUGCGGUAGAAAACGAAGAGGAUGACGGGAACAUUGAUAUGACGAAUACGCAUCAAAGCUACGAAGACUUACAACCAGUAUUGAUCACCACAGAGGAGGAAGCACCAGUACAGGCUCCAACCUUAUCGAUAACCGAGCUAGCUGAAAACUUGAGAGUAGCUGAGCAGACGACAAAUCAUAUUAGUCCACCACCAUUUAUAGAACGUUUAAUUUUCAACAAUUCAGAAAGCAGAACUUUUAUCGCAAUUAGCAUGUCGGGCGUUGUUAGUAAUAUGCUCUUGAAUACAGGAAUUGAGCCAUCAGUAGCGUCGACAAAAGUACUAAAAAAGUACUGGCCAACGUGGCAAGCGGAUACAAAAACGAUGGACGAGAAUAACACUUACGCCAACGAUUCAGAAGUAUUAGGAGAAAUAGGGAGAAAUAUCUCUACCGAUUAA